CAGGCGCGGGGAGGGGGAUGCGGACGGGGGAAGAUGGCGGCCUCGAACAACCCGCGGAAAUUCAGCGAGAAGAUCGCGCUGCACAACCAGAAGCAGGCGGAGGAGACGGCGGCCUUCGAGGAGGUCAUGAAGGACCUGAGCCUGACCCGCGCCCACCGGUUACAGCUGCAGAAAACCCAAUAUUUGCAACUGGGACAGAGUCGUGGCCAGUACUACGGUGGGUCACUGCCAAAUGUGAACCAGAUUGGAAACAGUGCCAUGGAUCUGCCCUUCCAGCACAACGGAGCUCUGGCUGAAGCCUUUGGAGCAGUUCCUGUCUCUUUGACUCCUUUUCAGUCAUCAGGAUUGGACACAAGCAGAACAACCCGGCACCAUGGGCUGGUGGACAGAGUGUAUCGUGACAGGAACCGCCUGGGCUCCCCGCACCGACGCCCUCUCUCUGUGGAUAAACAUGGAAGACAAGUGGACAGCUGUCCCUAUGGCACCGUGUACCUGUCACCACCCUCAGACACAAGCUGGAGAAGGACAAACUCUGAUUCUGCCUUGCACCAGAGUACUAUGACUCCAGCUCAACAAGAAUCCUUCUCAGGAGGGUCACAGGACAUGCAGCAGAAAAGAGUUUUAUUACUGACAGUCCCUGGAAUGGAGGAAACCACCUCUGAGGCAGAUAAAACCCUCUCUAAGCAAGGCUGGGACACUAAAAAGACUGGGUCAUCAAGACCUAAAUCAUGUGAAGUUCCAGGAAUCAACAUCUUUCCAUCAGCUGACCAGGAAAACACUACAACACUGAUUCCUGCUACACAUAACACAGGUGGCUCCCUGCCAGACCUGACCAACAUCCACUUCCCUUCCCCCCUCCCAACACCAUUAGAUCCUGAGGAAUCCACAUUCCCAGCCCUGAGCAGCUCCAACAGCACCGGGAAUCUUGCUGCCAAUCUGACUCACUUGGGCAUCAGCACUGCCAGUCAGGGAAUGACCACGACACCAGCCCCGUCCCAGCAGCACCGCCCCGCAGCCGUCAGCCCCCUCUCCCUGAGCGCAGACUCCAGGCGGCCACAGACACAGCAAAUGUCUCCCACCCUUUCCCCUUUGUCACCAAUCACUCAGGCUGUGGCUAUGGAUGCAUUGUCUCUGGAGCAGCAGCUUCCCCCAUAUCCAUUUUUUACCCAGACAACUUCCCAACAACAGCAGCAGACCCAGGUGGCAAGUACCCUGCCUCAGAACACUCCUUUAAUGCAGACCUCUGGUUUACAGCGAGGAACACAGCUCCCCCCUCUCUCCGUCACGGUACCUUCCACCAUCCCACAGUCACCUCCAGGCAGCCAGACCCAACCAUCCAUGGGAAUAGACAUCAACUCGGCUUCACUCCAGCAGUACCGCAGUAAUGCUGGAUCCCCAGCCAACCAGUCUCCCACCUCUCCUGUCUCCAAUCAAGGCUUCUCUCCUGGCAGCUCCCCUCAACAUUCUUCCAUUCUGGGGAGUGUAUUUGGUGACUCCUAUUAUGAUCAGCAGAUGACAGCUAGGCAGGCUAAUGCCCUAUCCCAUCAGCUUGAACAGUUUAAUAUGAUAGAAAACGCCAUUAGUUCCAACAGCCUCUACAGUCCCUGUUCCACACUUAACUACUCCCAAGCAGCCAUGAUGGGACUUACUGGCAGUCAUGGCAGCUUGCAGGACUCGCAGCAGCUGAAUUACUCCAGCCAUGGAAACAUCCCCAACAUCAUUCUUACAGUGACAGGAGAAUCUCCUCCCAGCUUAUCAAAAGAACUGACCAGCUCUUUGGCAGGAGUGGGAGAUGUCAGCUUUGAUACGGAUUCCCAGUUCCCUCUGGAUGAACUAAAAAUUGACCCUUUAACCUUGGAUGGACUGCACAUGCUGAACGACCCAGACAUGGUCCUCACCGACCCCGCCACAGAGGACACGUUCAGGAUGGACCGGCUGUGAAGCCCGGAGACCAGGAGCGUGGGAAUGACGCUUGUUCCUGGAGCCCAGCCCAACUGGAGAGUCCCAAGGGUCAGUCGUGUCAGAACAGGAGCUGCUGAGAGCAGGAGCUCUGUCCUGUACAACGUGUACCAUGAGUAAAGCUUGUCGUUCUGAGCUUGCCGCGCCGCAGCCCCCUGCUCCCUGUCGCGCCGUAUUUCACCCCUUAUCUGCUCAUUGCCACGAAUGAGUAAGGAAUUUCCAUCAGCCUUUUCCUCUCCGGAGCCCCCUCCCCCUUCUCCUUUUUCCUCCCCCUCCCCCCCAAAGCUCCAGCGUUAAGUUGUUGUCCUUUGCACUAGAAAGGGGGUGUUGUUGGGCAGGCGAGGAAGGUUCAGAGCCCAAGGGUCGAGAGAUUCUUCGCAUCGUACCAAAUUCUUGGCUGCUGUGAGAUGGGGAGGGGGAAGCACCGACUAAACCCCUCUCCCCCACCUCCUAUCCCCACUCCACUGAUUGGAAAGCAAAUCUGGGCAUUGCCACCCUUUGAGGGGGGGCUGGGGAGCCUGGGGGAGGGUUGACUCUGCUUUUGUGACAGCUGCUUCAUAGAGUAAACUGCUUCUUCCUUGAUGGAUCUGCUGGUGUCCCCAGGCAGGUUCCUGCCCCUGAGUGUCCCCCUGUACCCUCUGCCCUUCUCAUGCCCUGAGCAAACUCACCUGUUUGGCAACGUGGAACAGCAGCCUGGCAGCCCCAGGGCCUUUUGUAGCCAGCUAGUCCAAAAAGGCAACUGUAAACACUAUUUUCAAAGCUUUUUUUUUUUUUUUUAAUAUAUAUGUAAUAUAUAUAUAUUUAUAUAUAUGUAUACAUAUAUAUAGCAUUUCUGAGCACACAAAAAAGUACUAUAAUUCAUUACUUGAUUAGCAUGGAGGAAGGAUCAGAACAUUUUAAAGCAGCUAAAGGAGUAUUAGGAGACUAACUUGCAGAGCAUAUUUCUAAUUUCACUUUGUGAGAGAUUCCUGGGCAACAGGAAGGGCAUUUCUAUAGCAAUGCCUGGCUCAAAUCAUGAUUACUAUUUUUUAUUUUGUAUUCUUAUUCAUUACUUAUUCUGUUACCAUUAUUUAUGAUCUUUUAUGUUGGGGUUUUUUUUAUUUAAAUAUUUGGAUAUUAGGAAAGUAGCUAAACUACAUACAGCCAAUUGAAGCACUCUACAUAAUACUUGUACAGUACAUCUUUUUUUUGUUUUGUUCUGUUUUUUAUUAUUCCAGAAAUAUAUUAUAUAUAUUAUAUAUAUAGGUAUUUUUAACUAACUGGAAUUUUAAACAGAUGUUGAGCAGAAGGAGCCCAAAGGCAAGCCUAGAUGUUUUCCUUUUAUAAAGUCAAAACAGGGUGGCAGGAACUUUGAUAUUCCUUCUUUCACCCUGGGUUAAAAAACCAAUCACUUGCUCCACAGUGACUAGUACUGUAUCCUCAAACAGGUGGAGAUUCCGUUAAAUCUAAAAUAGGCAAUUUUGUGAGUCCUUGUUAAUACUCUGUGCUAGGGUAUAAUGGGCUGGUGAGUGACACUUUAGCAGAUUUUAAAAAAAACAACAACCCAAACCACAAACCACCCGUGAACUCUGAAUUGGUGGCUUUGCUUCAGUUGAUGAUGAUGAAUUGAUGAUGGUUCCCACAUCUCUGCACUUAUCAAAUUCAAAGAAGGCAUUUAGAGAUUUAUCAAGAGCCCAGCAGGCUUCCAGGCAUUGCCAGGGGCACUGCUAGAACAUUGUCUUUGUUACACUAUAAUUAGCAGGAUCUAGAAUUACCUGACCCUUCUCUUCAGUAGAAAAGACUUAACAUUAUUUUGAGUCUUCUUAACAAAACAAAGAUUUCAUUGCACCAACACCCUGAAUGUGAGAUGAACAAAUCCCUGCUGGAAGCAGCAUUCCGAGGCAGCAGGGGUUGAACAUCCACGUCUCUUUUUGUUCAGCACAGCCUCAAGAAAGGAGCUGUUGUAGUUUUCAUGUCAAGAUGGGUGGGUGGUGAUUCCCUCCCCUCUGGCGUGGUGGUUCCACCUCUGCUCCCUUCCCACUCGAGCUGCACCAGCUGAAUUUGCUUUCUGUCCAAAACCGUGUCCGUUCCUUCUCAGCUGUCAGGACCCUCAGCACUUCCACCCAUCCCAUUCCCCUCCAGAAAGGUGAUUUUUUUAGUUGUUUUCCCUUGCUGUUUUUGGCAGGUGAUAACACAGGUCUGCAGAGGAGCCCUCAAUGAGUUAUACUAGGUUUCUGUGUGCUUCCAGAAAUCCGUGGGAUGUCCUGAGAUUCGUGCAAACUCUGCUGAGCAGGAGUUGUUGGGAUCUCUCUAAUCUGGGUGUUUGUUUGCUCACGUUUGUGCCAUUAGUUUUGACCAUUUGUGCUAAAAAAAAAAGUUGUUUUUUCUUUAGAUCACCUCCCUUACCUGUGUCUUUUUUUUUUUUUUUAACUCUUGUCCCUUCCCACACAAUUGAAAGCUUUUCCUGCAUCUAUGUUAUAAAUGUGUUUUGGGUUUUUUGGUCAGGAUUGAAGCCCAGUAGUAGUACAUGUUAACUCCUGGUGUCUGCUUGUUUCAGAUUGCUCAUGCUUUUUCAGUUUAAGGAGGAAAAAAGAAAAUAAAGGUAGCUUCCAACAGGAGGAUACCCCAAAAGAACAGGAGGGAUUUGGGCACAGGUGACUUGGAACCCUUUGAUUUGAAGCAGCCCCAGGUACAGUGUGAGUUGUUGAAGCUUCUUGCAGUUCACGUAGUUCCUCGGUGGGUUCCUGUGUCACCCUCUGGUUUGAAUGACUCUUGUGUGUGUAAAUGCUCAUUUGUGAUCUAUUUUUUUAAAACCAGAGUCACUUCAGAAUGAAGCAUCCGAGUAGGAGAUGAGAAUUCCUCACUGGAGACUUUCACAGGGAGCUGUUGCUAAAUGCUACCUUCUCAUUUUUUUUAAACAACGUGUAUAUAAGAGAUCUUGUUUAUUAGACUUGUAAGUAGACAUUUAAAAUGGCCUUAAUUGCAAAACAACACGUCUGGAUGCAACUGUCACAAAUUAGGGACCAUCUAGUGGAGAGCAAUCCAGGUUUUGUUCCUCUCGCGGGGGGUGAAGGGAGAAGGAGCCUUUGGGAGUGGGAAGGAGAGAGAUGACAUCAUGGGAAGCAGGUGACAUCAUGGCAGGAAGCAGAUGAUGGCAGGGUGGGAAGCAGGUGGCCUGUAUGUGACAAGAUGUGCUUCAUCUCUGAGCCCAGUGGUGGGCAGGAAAAAGCUGCUUUUAGUACCGACCCUUUGAGAACCGGAGCAGUUGUCCCAACAGCUCCUGCACUUCCCUUCCCGGGAUGAGGCUGCUUCCUGGAGCUGCACUUGGAGAGGGAUUUUUCUCCCCCUCUCCCAUUAAACUUAAUUUUUUUUCUCCAUAGAAUCAUGGAAUGGUUUGGGUUGGAAGGCACCUUUAGAGAUCAUCUAAGUCCAACCCCACUGCAUGGGCAGGGACACUUCCCACCAGACCAGGUUGCUCCAAGCCCCAUCCAACUUUUUUUUUAGGAUAGGGCUGAUUUAAAAGCAAACCCCAUUUAUUAAGUUGUCAAAUGUGAACAUGAAGUGGACCCCCAGUGUUUUCUAAACAAAUAAUCUGAUUUUUAUUUGCAGAUUUAAUAGAACUGGUUUGAUUUUCAGUCGUGUGUGAGGGUGAGAGCUGCUGGGAGUGGCUGAGCCUUCCUGCCCAGGGACAGAGAAAAGAUCAUUUAGCAAAAGCAACAAAACCAAACCAACAAAAAGGUAUUAUUUAUAACAACAAAAAGGUAUUAUUUAUAACUUUAUCAGUUAAAUGAUGUUGAAACUGUCUGGUGUCUCAAAGGGUCACUGUCCAAACAUACCUGCUGAGUGAACCCUCCCCCCUCCCCACAACAUGUUUUUAUAUAGAUAUAUAUAUAUAUAUAUUAACAAGUUCCCAAGCUAGACUGUUGCAUUUGCCAAUACAAUGGGGAAAUAGUAGGAAUAAACCUUCAGUGUAUAAAAUACUGUGAUUCUCAGAAGCAAACCAGCCCAUCUGCUGCCAGUGGCAGCACGGGGGGGUGGGAGAGGGGAGGCCCUUGCACUGUACAUAGUUUUUCUGCAUCCUCUUUGGAAUGAAUCUGCACAGGCUGAGCUGGUCCCUCCCUGCUGCAUGCGGGAGGGGCUGGGGGCAGCCCCCACCCUGCCAGCUCCCUACAGCUUCUGCAUGUCAGGGAACACUUCCCAGCCACCCCCCACUCUGCAAAACCUCCCCUGUACAGACAACCUGCCCUUGAGGCUUAUAUAUAUUUUUUUUAGGUUUUAUUCCUUAAAGAGGGGAAAAGGUUUCCAGAAAGUGGCUGCAAAUUAAUUGAAUAAAUGGUUAAUGAUCUGUAUGGUUUAUUACCUUCUUUUCAAUUGAAUUGAUUUUUGUUGGUUUUAUUUAAAAAUUUGUGCCUGAGAAAAUAAGCCCCAGUGUGAACCUGGAAGGCUGAUGGACAAACCUUCAGCUAAAAGAACCAGCUGCCCUCUGAGUUUGCAUAAAAGCAGCAUCUGGUAACUUACAGAAUCCUUUAAUCUUCCCUCAAAAAUAAGAUCUUGACUGUGCUUGUUUGUAAAAGCUUGGAUUUCUGGAGAAACAAUCAUUAAGGCUUUGAGAUCCAUCCCUUUAAGGAGCAUGGUGCUCACCCUGGAAACCCCCUCUGUAGGAGCAGGAAGAGAAAAGCCCCUCAUCACCCUGUAGGUCACAAUGUCCUGCUGUGCUUUCAGGAGCAAAAAAACCCCACAAAAACCAACAAAAAAAAGGUGUUUAUUCCUCUGACAAACAGACCCCCUGUCACUGUGAUGGCAAUGUGAAAGCGCAGGUAGCGUUUGUUACGUGUGUCUGUUCUUUUUACAAAACAAAAAAAGGCAAAAAAAAAAAAAGAAGAAGAAGAAAAAAAAAGAAGAUAAUAAUAAUAAUAACCUAAUAUAAAUUUGUAGUGUUCCUGUUCUUUGUAUUUUUAGUUGCAUCUUAUUUAUACUGCGCAGUGUAGGCAUGGGUUGCAUGUCAGUUUUCUAUGCGGGCACCAUGACGACAUUAUAACUGUGUAUUAUAAAUCAUUUUUACCUUUUUAAACAGAAUCAUUGUGUGGAAUUUCUAUACUGCAAAACAAAAAACACUACAUGACGUACUCUA
Molecule: messenger RNA, 7069 nt
Organism: Apus apus (common swift)
Lineage: Eukaryota; Metazoa; Chordata; Aves; Apodiformes; Apodidae
Gene: CRTC1
Product: CREB regulated transcription coactivator 1
Exons: 15
Coding region: 34-1941 (635 amino acids)
Biological process (GO): protein homotetramerization; positive regulation of transcription by RNA polymerase II
Cellular component (GO): nucleus; cytoplasm
Molecular function (GO): cAMP response element binding protein binding
Source: RefSeq, a predicted model, not a curated record